ACAGACCCACAGCAGUUUAUUUCUGAGAGACUUUUUCCUCUGGCUGCUUUUCUCCUCUUCUCUCCUCGCCUGCGUAAAGCUGCGCUCAACAACAUUCGGGCACAGUUACUUUUUUUCUUCCCCCUCCCUCCUUAAAAUAUCUCCUUAGAGGGGAAAAAGAAAAACUUUUGUUUAUCCGAGCUCGCUUCUCUUGACUUUUAGAGAAGCUACUGCCAGCUCAGUUAGUUGGUUUACUGUCUUUUUAGUUUUUUUUACCACCUCCAGGAUGGCUGCUGAUACAACCGAGACCAGCUCCGCCAGCGUUGGGGAGAGGCUGAAAGGUUACGUGCGAACCCAGAAAGGCUCCAUCCUGGCUGCAGAAAUAGUCCUGAGUCUUAUAAUCCUCAUCUGUUAUGCUUCAUCCUAUUAUGGAGGCUACACCGCUGUUGCCAUAGUUGAGAUGGUCAUGGCUAUAAUCUUCUUCGGCGUCUUCAUGAUGGACUUGGACAAGCAGUUUCAAGUCGUCAACUGGCUCUGGAGUGAUCUUCUCCGCGCUGCAAUUGGCGCUUUGUUAUACAUCAUCACGUCGCUCAUCUGCGUCAUCAGAGGAGCCGGGGAUGGCGCGCUCAUCGCAGGCGGGGUGUUCGGUUUGAUCGCUGGUGUCCUGUUUGCUUACGACACGUACACCAUCUAUCUGCAAAUCAAGAGCAGCAGGUCGCAAACUGCAGUCCCCACUGAUGAAAGAGUCUAAACGGUCUGCGCCAUCUGCCGACGACGCUGCAGGAUCACACAUUAAAAAAAAACAUAGAAGCGCAGCUCAGUAAGGGGAAAGGUGGACAGUAAAAGGAACAGGUCACGGUUUUAAUCAUUGCAACUGUGCGGUGUGAACAAGCCAGAUGUAUUUUAGGGCCGUGUCUGAGGGGAGUGUGACAUAACCAAAAUGAGAAGUACUGUACAUCUGUGUCUGCAUGUGUGAUACGUGGGGAAAACCCCACCCCGAGUUUUUGUUCCGACCAAGAUAGACCACCGACUAAACAGGGAAACCUGCCAUUAGUGGAGUAACCUAAGACUCUAGUCGGUGUCUUCAAAUAGCAUUUCUAAUCAAUGUUUCUGCUGUUAACGGUCUGCUGUAGCGAGUAUUAACCGUGUUAUUUGGACUUUAGAAGAAACUGACAUUAGGGGUUAUUUAAAAAACAUAAUUACGCUCUUCUGUAAAUCUAUAAGUUUAAUAUUUUAACUCGUUUUAUCACCGCAGUCUCUGCGUUACAAUGUCUUAAAUGAAUGAAGAGUUCCGUUUUUUUUAUGUAGGGUUUUCGUAAAAGGUCAUGAGCGAUAAAUGUCUCGCCUGCAUUGGUUAACGCUCCUAGCAUCUUCACUUGGAUAAAACAGAGAUUAGCUUUCCGGCUAACACCUAAACAGAGUGGCUAGCCAAUAAAAAUGGCAAUAUUUCCCAUCUUUUAUAUAGAUUUGCACCAAAUUAGUGAUUGGAUAUGGAUGAUUUUCACUUUGAUCUUCCUUUGCUGUUUGACGGGCUGGUUGGAAACUCAAAUAUCCAAUCUUUACUAGUGAACUCAGCAUUAAACGCUACCAGCUCGCUCUUUGGUGUGGAAGCUGUUACUGUGGGAGGAACACUCAAAGUUAGCUACUUUCAGAUACUAUUGAUACUACUACUGCCAGAUGAAUCAAAGUGGUGUAAGAGGCUAUUUAAAAAGCUGCUCUCUGCAGUUUUCUUUCUGUGGUUCAUUCAGAUUGUAGUGGCCUAAGAGAGCACAGCAAAAUGGGCUCUUUUGUAUAUUUUUGUGCCUUUUUAACCUCCAUCUCUCAUUGUACUGGAUUCAGCAAUGUUGAAUUGAGUAGAGGGCAGUGGAGACUGCUGUUUUAGUAACUCUGUACCAAAACCUGCCAAAAACUAAAACUUCUUGAUCAGUUUGCUUUAAAAUUAUAAUGAAACUCUGAUCGAUGUCUUGUCUUUCACACAGAGGAUUGCCAUCAGCUCGGCUCCUAAUAUAAGAAACAAUGGCAGCUUAGAAUAGACAAGCUAGAAAAACAUGUUUUAAAUGCUCGCCUUAUUUCUUUUAUUACUGUUCCUGAGGAUAAAUGGGAAGUGGGAAAAUCUUGGUGUUAGCGGGUUGCUAAUUUAUAAAAAAAA
Fundulus heteroclitus (mummichog) is the source of this 2128-nucleotide messenger RNA. RefSeq names its product proteolipid protein 2 (gene plp2b). The record is from RefSeq and is a predicted model, not a curated record. The transcript is spliced from 5 exons. Bases 266 to 730 code for a protein of 154 amino acids. Gene Ontology annotation, cellular component: membrane. NCBI's taxonomy places the organism in Eukaryota, Metazoa, Chordata, Actinopteri, Cyprinodontiformes, Fundulidae.